This is a messenger RNA of Pelobates fuscus (common spadefoot toad), 2830 nucleotides long. RefSeq names its product solute carrier family 13 member 4 (gene SLC13A4). The record is from RefSeq and is a predicted model, not a curated record. Gene Ontology annotation, molecular function: transmembrane transporter activity. NCBI's taxonomy places the organism in Eukaryota, Metazoa, Chordata, Amphibia, Anura, Pelobatidae. Gene Ontology annotation, biological process: transmembrane transport. The transcript has 16 exons. Gene Ontology annotation, cellular component: membrane. Bases 39 to 1958 code for a protein of 639 amino acids.
GAGCUUAACAUACAGCCUGUGCCUUGGGACUGGUCAGAAUGGCAUUAUGGACCCAGCUUUCCAGAUCCAAAAACCUUGUACUGGCGGUUACUAUCCCUUUGCUUCUGCUGCCUCUACCAUUGUGGCAUCCUAGCAGUGAAUCCUCCUGUGCUUACGUACUGAUAGUGACUGCAGUGUAUUGGGUGUCGGAGGCCGUGCCACUAGGAGCUGCUGCCUUGGUCCCAGCAUUCCUGUUCCCUCUGUUUGGGCUCCUCAAGUCAAGUGAGGUGGCAGGAGAAUAUGUAAAGAAUACCACCCUACUUCUUAUGGGUGUCAUUUGUCUGGCAGCAUCAGUGGAGAAAUGGAACUUGCACAAAAGAAUUGCCCUACGAAUGGUCAUGCUUUCGGGGGCUAAACCAGGCAUGUUGUUAAUGUGCUUCAUGUCCUGCACCGCUUUACUCUCUAUGUGGCUCUCUAAUACAUCCUCCACUGCCAUGGUCAUGCCCAUUGUGGACGCAGUGCUGAAACAGCUGACAAGCACUGAGGAGGACCACGAUGGGACAGUUGCCAAUGGGUCUUCAGCCUCAGAGGGCACGCAGCAGAAAGGUGAGAAUGAGAAACAAAACCAGCCUUCAAUUGAGCUUAUCUUUAUCAACGAAGAAGCUACCGCAAAGGAUCUGAGCAAAUUAAUCCAAAGCAAGCAGAAUCUUAAUGGUGUACAUAUGAUUGCAAAUCCCAUGAGGGUUGUGAAGCCUUUAGCCAAUGGACAAUCUGUUCCCCAGCAGACUCAGAUUCUGGUUCUCCCAACUAGUGAUCCUCAAGACCUGCAGCACCAGGGAAAAUACAGAUCCAGACAUGACCACAUGAUCUGCAAAUGUCUGUCACUUAGUGUUUCAUAUGCAGCCACCAUUGGUGGUCUUACCACCAUUAUUGGAACCUCCACCAGCCUCAUCUUUCUGGAGCAUUUUAAGAACCGUUAUCCUGAGGCUGAGGUUUUGAAUUUUGGUACUUGGUUUGUGUUCAGUUUUCCUAUUACCGUUAUUACACUGCUGUUUACCUGGGUCUGGAUGCACUGGCUGUUCCUGGGAUGCAACUUCAGCGAGACAUGUUCUCUCAGUAAGAAGAAAAAGACCAAACAGGAGGAAAUGUCUGAGAAAAGAAUUCAGGAUGAAUAUGAGAAAUUGGGUGAAAUGAGCUACCCAGAGAAAGUUACAGUUUUUUUCUUCAUUUUGAUGACAAUCCUGUGGUUUACUCGUGAGCCAGGAUUUGUGCCGGGAUGGGAAUCUUUAUUUGACAAGAAAGGAUACAGGACAGAUGCCACUGUUUCAGUCUUUCUUGGCUUCUUAUUGUUUCUAAUUCCUGCCAAGAGACCAACCUUUAUUUGCAAUGGGAAGAAGGAAUCAGAAAAAGACAGCAAGGGCAGUGACGGAGAAAGUAAUGCAGAUGGACCAAUGCUGACCUGGUCAGAGUUCCAGAAGCACAUGCCUUGGGAGAUUGUCAUUCUUGUUGGAGGGGGAUAUGCUUUGGCUGCUGGGAGUAAGAAGUCUGGGCUCUCCCUCUGGAUUGGACGCCAGAUGGAAUGUCUCAGCAGUCUGCCAUCUUGGGCUGUGACUCUUCUCGCCUGCAUGCUGGUCUCUGCUGUGACAGAAUUUGUUAGUAACCCAGCCACUGUUACAAUUUUCUUGCCUAUACUGUGCAGCUUGUCUGAAACCCUGCACAUCAAUCCGCUGUACACUCUAAUACCUGUUACCAUGUGCAUUUCAUUUGCUGUGAUGCUACCGGUUGGAAACCCGCCGAAUGCAAUUGUAUAUAAUUAUGGGCACUGUCAAAUCAAGGAUAUGGUGAAAGCAGGACUGGGUGUAAAUGUUAUUGGUCUGGGAAUCAUUAUGGUCGCUAUUAACACCUGGGGGAUCAGCCUCUUCCAACUGAAUGAUUUCCCUGAAUGGGCCACGAUUACAAAUGCAACUGAUCAUCUAUGAAUGUGAUGGAAAAAAAUGAAUAUUUAGGGAAUGAACAAUAGGCUGUAAUGUGAUUGCCUUCUAGGGGGAGAACAGCCUUAAACCAAAGGAAUACCACCAUAGGCCUAUUGUAUAUUAGAGCAGGUUUAAAUAUUCCUUCUUCAUAUUUAUUUGUUCAUUUCAAAAAAAGAUAACCUACAGCCUCUGUCAUAUUACUUUGAAUAAUACAUAUUCUGUUGGCAUGCUCCAUCGUAUAAAGGGGCAUUCCAGGCACCAUAACAACUUCACCUAAUGAAGUUGCUAUGGUGCCACAAGGCCCUGGGCCCACUCCCACCUUCAGAGGUUAAACCAUUCUCGAACGGUUUAACCCUAGAGUUUCCUCCAGUCAGACUGAUGCUGAAGGAAACUUUAGGGUUAAACCAAUCGAGAAGAUGAGUGUGUCUGGGGGCCUCCUGGCACUAUCACAACUUCACUUAGAUGAAGCUGUUGUGGUGCCAUAAGCAGUCUAAACUGUCCCUUUAAUUUCUGAUAUCAAUGCAUAACAUAUAAUAUUUUUGACCUGUUCUUUUACCAGUCACCCUGUAAACAUGUAAAGAUUCCUUAAUACCUAUUGGCAGAAUGUAUGCUAGGGCUUGUAUUUAUGAACACCAUAGAAUUGGGAAGCAAGUGAGCAGGUGUGACAAAAUGUCUGUGAGACCAUCUGAUUGGAAUAGCUGAGUUUCACUCUGCUAUUUAUAUAGCAGCAACUUUAGUGGCUGUCAGUGACCACCAGGGAACCCAGUGUACCCCUCCCUGACCACAAGUAAAAGGCAGAGAGGGGGGGAAUAAACUUAAACAAAAACAAAAAACCUGCAAACAAACAGACAAUACAAGCACUUCAGACACAAAGGGCC